Rosa chinensis is the source of this 1383-nucleotide messenger RNA. RefSeq lists its product as uncharacterized. NCBI's taxonomy places the organism in Eukaryota, Viridiplantae, Streptophyta, Magnoliopsida, Rosales, Rosaceae. The transcript has 2 exons. Bases 1 to 1383 code for a protein of 460 amino acids. Gene Ontology annotation, molecular function: zinc ion binding; nucleic acid binding. The record is from RefSeq and is a predicted model, not a curated record.
AUGGAUAAUGAUAGAGGGCGUUCGGGGUCUAUUAAUUGUCCACCCUAUUUUAAUGGGGAAGACUAUGCUCAGUGGAAAACCAUGAGGAUGAGCACAUCUGGAAUAUUGUUGAAACCGGAACUCAAGCCAAGGGGUGAGUGGUCAGCAAGUGAGGUGUGUGAUUAUAACAAUGAUGUUAAAGCACGACAUAGCUUGUAUACAGCUCUUUCUAAGAAAGAAGGGAAGCAUAUUGGGACUUGCAAGACUGCAAAGAAGGCUUGGGAUCUUCUCCAAAUGACAUAUGAGGGUAAUAAGAGAGUUAGAGCUCAAAAACUAACUCUUGAAUUUGAAAACAUGUUCAUGAGAGAGGAUGAAUCAAUUGAUGACUUCCACUCUAGGCUAAUAAAUGUGACAAAUGAAUGUGAGAGCCUUGGUGAUCCUAUUGAUGAACAUAGAAUUGUGAAAAAGUUUCUUAGAUCCCUGCCAGCAAGUGUUUUGUCCAAACAAACUGCCAUUGAAGAAGUUCAAGACUUAGAAACUUAUUCCUUAGAUGAACUGCUUGGAAAUCUUCAAACCUUUGAAAUGAAGAUUAAGCUAGUUAAAAAGAAAAAGGAAAAUGACUUAGAGUUUACUUCUAAGGACUUUGCUCUUCUUUCUAAACAUUACAAAAAGUUUCUUAGGGCUGGAAAUUCCUUUCAAGAAGUCAAGAACUCAUUAGGAUCAAGUUCUAGAAAAAAUUCUUUUAGUAGAAAUCCUAAAUGUUUUGAGUGUCAUGGUUUUGGGCAUCUUGCUAUUGAUUGUGGGAAUAGGAAGUAUAAAGCUCGCACAAGUAAAGCCAUGAAAUCUACUUGGAGUGAUUCUGAGAAUGACGAACAAAACUUUGCCUUGACUGCUACUCUUCAUUCUACUUCCUCAAGUGAUUCUGACGAUGAUGAGCAUAAGGAUGAACAGAUGGCAGAUAAGUAUGAGGCAAUAAGCAUGGCUUCAUCUAAAAUGAUCAAAAUUAAUGAAGAACUGAACAAAAAAUUGAUUCUAGCUGAAAAAGAAAAGAAUGGGAUUGCUGAGAGUCGCAAUCCCAUACAUAAAAUUGGGAGAUUGAGAAAGCUGCUUAUAUAUGUUGACCGUCUCAAGACUUUACAAGAAAACUUAGAUGCUCAAGUUAGUCUUGUGAACUCUCUGUCCUCUGAAAAAUUGAGUUUAGAGCAUUCCUUGAAAGAGUCACAAGAGAGGUUCUCAAAAUUUUCUAUAGGUUCUGAGAAAGUUUCAAAAAUGAUUGGGAUUGGAAAAACUGAAGGGGACAAAAAAGGGUUGGGAUACUCCUCUUGCAUAGCUUCCAAAGAGUCCAAGUCCAUUAAGUUUGUGAAGGAAACCAUGGUUCCUAAAAUUGGAAACUCUUCAAACUAG